Messenger RNA from Octodon degus (degu), 1697 nucleotides. Its product is annotated as RP9, pre-mRNA splicing factor. NCBI's taxonomy places the organism in Eukaryota, Metazoa, Chordata, Mammalia, Rodentia, Octodontidae. The record is from RefSeq and is a predicted model, not a curated record. Gene Ontology annotation, biological process: RNA splicing.
CUUCCGCCAGGGGGCAACGGUGGCCAGGCGAGCGGGCAGAAACGCGCGACGCGAGUCCGCGAUGUCGUCCCGGCCAGAACCCAGCGGCGCAGGGGUGGGGGGCGCGCGGCGGCCGCGGGAACCCGAGCAUGAUCUGCGGCGGCGCCGGGAGCAGAAACGGAGGCGGCGGGACCCGAAGCAGCUGCGGGAGCUGCGGCAUCUGGAGCACUUUUAUGAGAAGCCGCCUCCUGGGCUUAUCAAGGAAGAUGAGAGCAAGCCAGAAGACUGCAUUCCAGACAUGCCGGGCAAUGAGCACGUGGAGUUCCUGGCUCACGCGCCCACAAAAGGGCUCUGGAUGCCGCUGGGGAAGGAGGUCAAAGUGAUGCAGUGUGAGUGCAGCCGGUAUGGCCACCGGACAGGUGACAAAGAAUGCCCUUUCUUUAUCAAAGGCAACCAAAAGUUAGAACAGUUCAGAGUGGCACAUGAAGAUCCCACGUAUGACAUUAUUCGGGAAAAUAAAAGACAUGAGAAGGACAUGAGGAUCCAGCAGCUGAAACAGCUCCUGGCCGAUUCCACCUCAGAAGACGACGAGAGCAGCUCCGGGUCCUCAGAGUGUAGAGAGAAGCACAAGAGGAAGAAGAAGAAGGAGAAGCACAAGAAAAGGAAGAAGGAAAAGAAAAAGAAGAAGAAAAGGAAGCAGAAGUCUUCCAAGUCACAUGAGAGUUCAGACUCAGAGUGAGAGAGACACCAUGCUGAGCUCCUCAGAAACCCAGCAUUGUGGCCUGAAUGGAGGAAUCAUCAAGUCUGUGAGGACGCUCACCACUUCCUGAGAGGCGCUGUGCUGUUGGGGGGACUUGCUGGUCUCUCAGUGUACCCCAGGGAAAAAUGGUGGUAGGCAUGAAGAAGGAUGGACAAGAGCUGGGUCAGGUGGAGGCCUGUUUGCCUGAUUGGCAAGGACCCAAAGAACAAUAGUAGGGGAGUUUAUUUAUACUCUUGCAAAUAUAGUAUUGGGAGACACAAAGUUACCUAGUGACUGAUGACUGAAAUUGUUCAGGGAGGAUGUUUUUCUUAAGACUGAGGUAGUUUGACUGUUUUAGGCACUGAGGCCUUAUCCUGCCCACCCACGUAUGAUCAAUGUCCAGCUUCAGCCCCUCCCAUCACACUUCCCUGAUGUCACACAGGAGAGUUCUUGAGUGCCCAGGAGCCUGGAUCCCCUUUGCAGCCUCCAAGGGCAGUAGGACCAAGGACUCUGGGUGGCCAUAUGAGCCUGCUCUGGCUAAAAGUGGACUGGCUCAGUCCCAUGGCUUCAGGUUGGCCAUCUGUGUUGUUGAGGAUAAUAAAAGCUUGUGAUUUAGUUCUUUAACAUAAUCAUGUAUUUAUGAAAAGUCCAAGCACAUGAUCCAGAUGUAAAAGCUAAGGAUACCUUGAUCAUGAAAACUCACACUUCUUUCUCAAGAGCUACCAGUGUCAAGAGUAUGUGAUAAAAUCUUCCAGACUCAUGUCUCAGACAUGUAGUGCUUUUCACACAGCUGCUGUGCCUUCUAAGACUCAGCAAUGUGAAGCAACUGUCCUCACAUGGACCUCACACAAAACAUGCUGCUGGGUGACACCUGACCUGAGUCCAGGCUUUCCUGUUGUUACAAGCCUAUCUCCCUCUUUUUCUGUGGGACAGGCUGAUACAGUUGAGGCUCUAAUGUAUUUUUUUUCUGUAUUUUAGG